Molecule: messenger RNA, 663 nt
Organism: Anisakis simplex (herring worm)
Lineage: Eukaryota; Metazoa; Nematoda; Chromadorea; Rhabditida; Anisakidae
Source: the annotation of a GenBank genome assembly
AUGACUACCUCAGCAUCACCUAAACCCAAGUCCCCGUCCAAAAAGGUCACAUCCCCAUCCAAACUGAAAAAAUCCAGCUCCAAACUCUCGUCAAGUCACCCUACCUAUUCGGCUAUGGUCAAAUCUGCUGUUGCCGCACUUAAAGAGCCAAAAGGUUCUAGUCGUGCCGCCAUUCUGAAGUAUAUCGUUCAACACUAUAAAGUGGGCGAAAAUAUUCCCAAGGUCAAUGCACAUUUGCGUCAAGCCUUGAAGAAGGGAGCGAUGAGUGGAGUUUUAAAGCAAACCAAAGGAACUGGUGCUUCGGGAUCUUUCCGUUUGGGUGAUAAAGCAGUCAAAAAGACUGUUAAAAGAGUCAAGAAAUCCCCCACCAAGAAAGUUGCAACUAAAAAGCCGGGAGCUGCAGCUAUGUCGCAAUCGGCAAAGAAGUUGAACAUUCUUAAUAUAUAUGUGGACAUAAAUGAAUGUGCGUUACAGGCAAACCCGACUAAAAAGGCCAAGAAGGCAGCGGGCAGUCCCAAGAAGCCAAAAGUGAAGAAAUCGCCAGCUAAGGCCAAGAAGGCAAGAGCAAACAAUUUGAAAAAGGCCGCAAAGAGCCCUAGCAAGACCAAAACCACUCAUAAGAAAAUGGUUAAAAAGCCCGUUGUUAAAAAAACUAAAGCUUAA